Tarenaya hassleriana is the source of this 996-nucleotide messenger RNA. Its product is annotated as chlorophyll a-b binding protein CP24 10A, chloroplastic-like. The record is from RefSeq and is a predicted model, not a curated record. Gene Ontology annotation, cellular component: membrane. Gene Ontology annotation, biological process: response to light stimulus; photosynthesis, light harvesting in photosystem I. Lineage: Eukaryota; Viridiplantae; Streptophyta; Magnoliopsida; Brassicales; Cleomaceae. Bases 80 to 853 code for a protein of 257 amino acids. The transcript has 2 exons.
CCUCCUUUUGAUUCUUUUGAUCCGAAUCACUAUCAGACACAGACACCUACAGACCCAGGAACAGAUAGAAUCAGAUCUCAUGGCGGUCUCUGGAGCAGUGCUUAACGGGCUCGGCUCGUCCUUUCUCUACGGUGGGAAGAGGAGCGCCGCCGCAUUGGACAGAGGAUUCGGCGGCGGAGCGGCCAGAGUCGGCCGGAGAACGUUCGUCGUCGUGGCUGCUGCGGCUGCUCAGCCGAAGAAAUCUUGGAUCCCCGCCGUCAGAGGCGGUGGUAACCUCAUCGACCCCGAAUGGCUCGAUGGCUCACUACCCGGCGAUUACGGGUUCGACCCGUUGGGUCUAGGAAAAGACCCGGCGUUUCUGAAAUGGUACAGAGAAGCAGAGCUGAUCCACGGUCGGUGGGCGAUGGCGGCGGUGGUCGGAAUCUUCGUCGGUCAGGCCUGGAGCGGCAUCCCGUGGUUCGAAGCCGGAGCCGACCCAAGCGCGAUCGCGCCGUUCUCGUUCGGGUCGCUCCUCGGGACCCAGUUGCUCCUCAUGGGUUGGGUCGAGAGCAAACGUUGGGUCGAUUUCUUCAACCCGGACUCUCAAUCCGUCGAUUGGGCAACACCGUGGUCUCGAACCGCCGGAAAUUUCUCGAACGCGACGGGCGAGCAGGGUUAUCCCGGCGGGAAAUUCUUCGACCCGUUGGGUCUCGCCGGAAAAAUCCGCGACGGCGUCUACGUGCCCGACACGGAGAAGCUGGAGAGGCUAAAACUGGCGGAGAUUAAGCACGCGAGGCUCGCAAUGCUUGCCAUGUUGAUCUUUUACUUUGAGGCUGGUCAGGGAAAAACGCCGCUCAGUGCUCUUGGUUUGUAAGAGAACGGCACGGUGGUUUUUUGCUUUUGUAAGGGAUGUGCCCACUACUCGUCACAUUCCUGUGAAUUUGUAAAUCCUAUCUACUUGUGCAAUUAGUAAGUAUAAAUCUAAAAAUUAUAAACAACAUUCAAAUUUUAUAUGCA